Periophthalmus magnuspinnatus is the source of this 2555-nucleotide messenger RNA. It is a transcript of the gene tbx6, whose product is annotated as T-box transcription factor 6. Gene Ontology annotation, cellular component: nucleus. Gene Ontology annotation, biological process: vasculogenesis; positive regulation of DNA-templated transcription; heart looping. The record is from RefSeq and is a predicted model, not a curated record. The coding region runs from base 234 to 2486 and encodes 750 amino acids. Lineage: Eukaryota; Metazoa; Chordata; Actinopteri; Gobiiformes; Gobiidae. Gene Ontology annotation, molecular function: DNA-binding transcription factor activity, RNA polymerase II-specific; RNA polymerase II cis-regulatory region sequence-specific DNA binding. The transcript is spliced from 8 exons.
GUGGGAUAUACAUUGGCAGACUUAGCAAAUGAAGGUGUGAAAAAGGGACCAUUUGGCCUCAUGUGUGAAGCUACACACACCUAUAUAACAGAAGCCAUCAGCACUGUGACCAUUCAAAGCAACGGCAACUGAAGACAUCUUAAGGACUAACCUCUGGUUUUACUUUGACAAAGGAUUUUCUAGAAAAAGUGAUGUACUUUUGCAGAACUUGAGGAAAAGAAGUCAAAGGGAAAAUGCUGAGCAUAGAUAUGUACCCCAGCUUGGGUCUGGGAUCUCAAAGAAUUGGGGAGUGCUUUUACAGAGAGCGGGACCCCGCUGCCCAUAUGCCCCUCUACCCUUCAACCUGCGAUGUUGUGGCCAAGACCUUAUCACAGAGACUACUGCCUCCUCCAACCGCCCCCAGUGAUUCUGCCACCAGCCAACUCACCAAGGGCCAAGAGGAGAUCAAAAUGGAGCUGGAGAAUGCCUCUUUAUGGAAGCAGUUUAGCUCUGUGGGAACAGAAAUGAUCAUCACCAAGAAGGGCAGACGGAUGUUUCCAGGGUUGAAGCUGAAACUGUUUGGCCUAAAUCCAUCACUCCGAUACAUCCUGCUCUUGGACAUAGUUCCCAUGGACAACUCAAGGUACCGAUUCCAAGGCAGUGGAUGGCAAGCAGUGGGUGGUGCUGAGCCCAGACUUCCCGACCGUGUAUUCAUUCACCCGGACUCGCCCGCCACUGGGGCUCACUGGCAAAGUCGCACCAUUUCCUUCCACUAUGCCAAGCUCACCAACAACACACUGGACUCACAGGGACAUAUAAUUCUCCACUCUCUUCAUCGCUACCAGCCUAGAAUCCAUGUAGUUGAAGCGAGAGAUAUCAUGAGAUGGGGUGGCGGACAGCGAACCUUUGUGUUCCCUGAGACACAGUUUAUCACAGUCACAGCCUACCAAAACAAUAAGAUCACAGAGCUGAAGAUCAACUCAAACCCAUUUGCAAAAGGUUUUAGAGAAGACGGCAUGAACAGCAAAAAACAAAGAGACGCAAGACAGAAGCGUAAAUUAGACCAAAUUACAGAAACUUUGGAUAUCGUUAAUUGCGAUCCAUGUGAUUCAACAGAGGCUCUGUCCCAGCCCACAGUGACCUCCACUCAACCUCCGGGCCUGCAGACUCUGGACUUGUCCUGUCUACCUGCUCUGCCAGACCCCAGCUGUGGGUACAGGCCAGAGGAGACAGCUUACCAAGACACCCUUGUCCCAGAGCAGACCCUAGACCUGGGACAGGCUUUUAUGACUGACAUCAAUAUUCCACUGUCCAAUGGAAUGCAGGACCAAGGAGGAAGUGAUGUGCCAAAUGACCACAUUGAAAAUCCUGAAGAUCAGCUUGGUGACCCAGCCUACACCUCCAGCUUCCCUCCCUCUCAGCCAUCACAGUUUCCCCCUUCUGCCCUCCCUCCGCAGGCUUCCUCAUACCCGCCCCUUUCCAUCCCAGACUCUUCUGACCCCACCGGUAAUGGCCCACCCUCCCUCUCUGCUCCUCCCCUUGACUACCCCACCAUCUUGGCCUCCUCUCCCACUCUGUCCCCCUCCUCCACCACCACCCCGGCCCUGCAGCAGACCACCUUCACCUUCCCCACUCCACCCCACUCAAACUCCUCCUCCCCUCAACCUCUCAUUGAUACCCCUCCAACUAACUCCUACCACUGCAACCCUGACACGCCAGUCGACCCUUCUUACUCACUGUCUAACCCCACUUGUGAUUCUGGCCUGCAUGACCAAAUGUCUGCUCACUCUAUGCUCAAUCAGCCAAUAAAUGAGCCUAUGACUAAUACUGCUGUGAAUGUCCCUCCAGAAUUCACAUAUCCAAAUUUUCUUCCUACAAAUCCACCCCCUAUCCAAGCUCUCCCAAACCAACUUCCUACUCCCUCUUUGUCUGGUUGUCUUCCAACCUAUGGUAAUCCUACAUCUUUCGCUUUCCCUCCACACAUGCAAAAUCUAGCAUUCACUAAUAUGGCUACAAACCCAUCCCACCCUGGUCACCCAGCCUUGCACCUUCCAAAUCUGAGCCACCAACCACAAGCACCCUCUCUCGCCACUCCCUUUCCUCCAACCUCUUUCCCUCAUUCGGCACCCACACUGUCCCAUCCGCAAUUUCAGUCCAUGCCUGGUCCUUCCAACUCCCAGGCCCUACCAAAUGCACCUGCCCCUCCCCCUACCACUACUUCCUACCCUCCAGUCGACCUAGGUGCGAUCCCUCAGUUCAGCUCUGGUGCCCCCUAUCGCCCAGAUAUAGUACGGCACCACCCAUCUCUCCUGCCCCAGCUCGAUCUUGCCACAACACCUGCAAACCCGGCUAUGUAUUCUUCCUUUCCCUCAUACCCUUUGAGACUCCUACCAUCCCAGGAGCCCCACACAUCUCUACCCCUCCCCCUGAGGCACCUGUACAGGCAGCACCAGCACGGUCCCACCCAAGGGACCUACCUGGACAUGGGAGCAAGAGCUGUAUUUUAAAAUCCAUGUGCAUUCUGAUGUCUUUGAUAGCGCUUUUUAGAAAAUGUGUGUUGCCAUCUCUAGUUUGAA